AUGUUCUACGACAUCUCGUUCUUCUUCUUCGUCAUCGUCAUUCUUGUUGCCAUCAUGCAAGGUUUGAUCAUCGACGCUUUCGGUGAACUUCGUGAUCAGCAAGAAUCUGCGACAGAGAAACUCGAAUCGUCAUGCUUUAUCUGCGACAUUGGUAAAGAAACGUUCGAUCGAAUGCCGAGAGGCUUCGAAAUUCACACCACCAAGGAGCAUAACUUUGCCAACUACUUGUUCUUCUUACAACACUUGGUCAAUAAAGACGACACCGAAUACACAGGUCAAGAAACGUAUGUGCGAGAGAAAUACGAUAAUAGAGAUUGGGACUUCUUCCCUGUCGGCGAAUGCUUCGUGAAACAGUACGAAGAUCAGCUGUUGCAGUCAUAA
Ostertagia ostertagi is the source of this 381-nucleotide messenger RNA. NCBI's taxonomy places the organism in Eukaryota, Metazoa, Nematoda, Chromadorea, Rhabditida, Trichostrongylidae. The record is from the annotation of a GenBank genome assembly.